This is a messenger RNA of Trichogramma pretiosum, 969 nucleotides long. Its product is annotated as zinc finger protein 583. Gene Ontology annotation, molecular function: RNA polymerase II transcription regulatory region sequence-specific DNA binding; DNA-binding transcription factor activity, RNA polymerase II-specific. The coding region runs from base 1 to 969 and encodes 322 amino acids. Lineage: Eukaryota; Metazoa; Arthropoda; Insecta; Hymenoptera; Trichogrammatidae. Gene Ontology annotation, cellular component: nucleus. The record is from RefSeq and is a predicted model, not a curated record. Gene Ontology annotation, biological process: regulation of transcription by RNA polymerase II. The transcript is spliced from 4 exons.
AUGAAGCGAGUGAUGGAGAAUAAAGAGGACAUAGUUAGGGUGAAAGAAGAACUCAAUGAUACUUGGGUGGUUGCAGACAAUGAUUAUAAUUUCGAUUUGGUGAACUCUUGCGAAGCCCAAAAUGUUGCAAUGCUCACGUUUAAUAAAUUACAAGGAAAUCAUAUAAAUGCGGUUAUUGGGUCAAAGAAAGAAUUAAACGAAAAAAUAUUCAUAGAUUUCGAGUGCAAAUAUGUUAAAUCUGAAUUACCGUCACUAUCGACGACUAUCUGCAAAAUUGAGCAUCAAAAUUAUCCACCAGUUGACAAAUUAGAAAACCAAAUUCAGACCAAUAACUUAAUCGAUAAAGUACAUGAUCGUAGCAAACCCUUCGAAUGUGAUAUUUAUCACAAAUCACAUGAAAGGAAAAGUAUCCUAAAGAAACACGUAGAGACAGUCCAUUAUCGUAGCAAACCUUACGACUGUGAUAUUUGUCACAAAUCGUUUGAUCUAAAACCUCAUCUCAAAUUUCACAUAAUGACCGUACACGAUCGUAACAAACCCUUCAAGUUUGACAUUUGCCACAAAUCAUUUGGACUAAAAGGUGACCUCAAACUUCACGUCAAUGAAGUACAUGAUCGGAGUAAACCCUUUGGAUGUGAUAUUUGUCACAAAUCAUUUGGAAGGAAAAGUAUCCUAGAGAAACACAUAGAGACAGUCCAUUAUCGUAGCAAACCUUACGACUGUGAUAUUUGUCAUAAAUCAUUUGGACAGAAUUGUAAUCUUUUUAUUCACAUGAUGACGGUACACGAUAACAGGAAAUUCUUCGAGUGUGCCAUUUGCCACAAAUCAUUUGGACUACAAGGAAACCUCAAUAAACACACGAAUUCAGUACAUGAUCGCAGUAAACCCUUUGGAUGUGAUAUUUGUCGCAAAUCAUUUGGAUUGAAAGAACACCUGAAAAAGCACAUAAUGAUGAAAUGUGGUGCAUAA